AUGAUGAAUAUCCUCGCUCAUCUGGCAUUGUUCAGCCUCGGGAAUGUUGCAGUCAGGGCAUCCCCCCAGGCCUACAAUGAGCACGAACCGCCGUCGACUGUCACCGUCACUACGCGUGCUCUCCUCUGCUGCCAUCUCAAGUUCCGUCCCAACAUCGGGCACAUUCACAAACUCAACUGUGUCGCCCUCUGGCCCUUCAUCGAGCCUACCAUACAGCAUCACCAGCUCGGGUGGAUCCGUUUCUUCUACUCUUCUCUCUAUCAGCAUUUCCGUCCCUUCCAAUUCCACGACGACGACGAGCGCUCUCAGCAGUGA
Molecule: messenger RNA, 315 nt
Organism: Verticillium nonalfalfae
Lineage: Eukaryota; Fungi; Ascomycota; Sordariomycetes; Glomerellales; Plectosphaerellaceae
Exons: 3
Coding region: 1-315 (104 amino acids)
Source: RefSeq, a predicted model, not a curated record